AUGAGCUCUGUUGGAGGACACGUCAAGCCUGAAGAUCGGGGUGCUUACCUAGCGGCAAAGAGGGAGGCUAAGAAGCCAGUCUCCAAGGCGAAGUCGGACCGCUACAAGGUUGUGUACGACAUGCUUGAUACCAGAGAAGGCGAGCGUGCAGUGUGUCGCUUAGUCGGAGCACGUCAUCGCUCAACGUUGGAGAAACGUAUGAAACGUGAAUGUAUGGAGCACACCAAAUCGUUAAGAGAGCUGAUGGCGCCGUUCUGA
This is a messenger RNA of Necator americanus (New World hookworm), 258 nucleotides long. RefSeq lists its product as uncharacterized. NCBI's taxonomy places the organism in Eukaryota, Metazoa, Nematoda, Chromadorea, Rhabditida, Ancylostomatidae. The coding region runs from base 1 to 258 and encodes 85 amino acids. The transcript has a single exon. The record is from RefSeq and is a predicted model, not a curated record.